This is a messenger RNA of Amphiprion ocellaris (clown anemonefish), 1101 nucleotides long. RefSeq lists its product as uncharacterized. The record is from RefSeq and is a predicted model, not a curated record. Lineage: Eukaryota; Metazoa; Chordata; Actinopteri; Pomacentridae. The transcript is spliced from 7 exons. The coding region runs from base 1 to 1101 and encodes 366 amino acids.
AUGGAGUUUGCUGAAGGAACCUGUGGCAUCUACAGCCCCAUCAAGAUGUUGUUUGACACACCAAUGUAUGAGCAGACCGUGCAGACCUGCUGGCACACGGCCUCUUGUCAGUCUCAGAUUGGACUGAUGGUUGAACUUUUGAGGCUCCAGCAGAAACAGCAGCUCCCCUCUCAGGUGACUGCUGAAGACAUGACCGAGCUGCUGGUGGAGAAGAACAAACACACACUGAGAUUUAUGCUCUGGGAGGACGAUGUGGAGCACUUUGAUGAGGCUGAUAUCAGGCCCCUACUCAGACUGGUGUUUGAGGUGAACACCAGAAUGAAGAUGAGGGAUGUUGAGCUUGAAGCCCAAAGGCUGCUCAACUCACCAGAGGCCAUGCCUCCUCAGAUGAGGCACUGCAAGAUCCUGAGCCAGGCUAAGAAAUAUGCCAGAAACCUGACAGAGAAGCAGCAGGAGGCUCCCAACUCCAAACUGCUCGGCCUGCAUGAAGUGGUAUUGGAGGUGGUUCCAAAGGUCCUGCAGGGCUUCUACUUGCCUCCUCAAAACACUUCCUUCAACAUGUCCUCCCAGGAGCUCAGUAAAUUGGCUGUUGGAGUCACAAAAGCUGUUGAGGACCGGGUCUCUGCUGCUCUGUCCACCAUCCGCUGUCAGGUCACCCUCUCCCGUUCCAUCAGAGACCACAUAGUCCAGUCUAUCCAGGAAAAGGUCCGACGGAGUUACCCUGAAGACGUCCUGGAGGAGAGACUCAAUUGUUUUGCAUCCAAUGUGCUGAACACCAUUACCAAUGUUGCAAAAGAAGAGAUCUGUGGGCUGGUCCAGAUUCAAAUUCACACAAUAGAGUUCAUUACCAUGGACAGUGGAAGUCCAGAAGCAGACUCUGCUGAGGUUUCCAUUCCUCCACCUCCUGUGAUUCCUGCUGAUGAGUCUCCUGUCAUCACUGCAGUGCAGGAUGAGCUGAUCAUCACAGAGCAGCCAGUCCAGGAGGACAAAUCCUUCAACACCACGACAGAGGCUCCAAAGACAGAGAGGAAAGGAUUCAGCUCUUUCUUGCAUUGGCUGCUGAAAAAUGUCUUCUGCUUUGUCAUGCCAGAAGAUGACUAA